Mizuhopecten yessoensis (Yesso scallop) is the source of this 1586-nucleotide messenger RNA. Its product is annotated as homeobox protein zampogna-like. Gene Ontology annotation, cellular component: nucleus. The coding region runs from base 385 to 1152 and encodes 255 amino acids. Gene Ontology annotation, molecular function: DNA-binding transcription factor activity, RNA polymerase II-specific; RNA polymerase II cis-regulatory region sequence-specific DNA binding. Gene Ontology annotation, biological process: regulation of transcription by RNA polymerase II; cell differentiation. The record is from RefSeq and is a predicted model, not a curated record. The transcript is spliced from 2 exons. NCBI's taxonomy places the organism in Eukaryota, Metazoa, Mollusca, Bivalvia, Pectinida, Pectinidae.
UGGGCGCAACCAUUGCAUCAGUAUAGUGUUAUUCUGACAAAAACUUCAACAGUUUAUGAAGUUCAAGUGUUAAAACAAUCUUCAACAGUUUAUAUAGUUCAAGUGCUAAAAUAAUUAUAGGAGAAGAGGCGCACCUUGUCUAGGAGCAGGUAUAUUGAUGAAUUCCGGAACGAAGUUAUCUAGGACGAUGUGUGGUUUAGUUUAUUAAUUUAUUUUACGUCUCAGUAGUAUCGCCGUAUGUGAAAUACUACAUAUAAAACGCUUUCUCCUGAAAUAAGGAUAAAAUGGAACUCAUCUUUGGAGAUUCUACAUCAAAAUAUUCUGGAAUUAAAAUCUGAAAACUUUCUAUUGGUGAUUAAAAAACAUCUUAUUUUUUUUCCAAAGAUGGAAAUAAAACGAACGGGUCCAGCAUUCUCUAUUGACAAUAUUCUUCACAAAGAAAAGGAAAAUGAAUUUUCCGGAAAGUUUUGUUUUAAGUACGGACAAGAUUUUUCAAGUUUCCGUUCACAUGGAGGUAGUUUUUCUAAGGUGAAUAAAAAGGAAACAGAACUUGGUGACGAACGUUCUGAAGAUGAAAUUGACAUUGAAGGAUCCGAUUCGGAAUCUGAGACAUCACAAAGUUCGAUUUCUUCGUCACCGACAGCGGAAAUCUUAAACUUGUCAAUCCGGACGAACAAGACGGACACCAAAUACCAAAUACAAGACUUUAUGUCAGACACCGGACAUCUCCCGACCAGUUUGGGAAGUCAACAAGGUGUGUGUACGUUCAUGGAGAAGAAAUCGGACCGCAUUCUCCAAGGUCAAAAACCAAGGAAGAAGCGUUCCCGAGCUGCUUUUUCGCAUGCGCAGGUAUUUGAACUGGAGCGACGAUUCCAACACCAGCGUUAUCUAUCGGGACCGGAAAGGGCGGAUUUAGCGCACGCGCUGAAAUUGACCGAAACACAAAUAAAAAUAUGGUUCCAGAACAGACGAUACAAAACAAAACGACGCCAGUUACAACAAGAACAGAGUCUAGUCGGUUCGGCCAAGAAGGCCGCAGUGACGUUAUUGGUCAAGGAUGGAAAAAGGAUAUACAAUCCAGGGGAGAUCACUCGACCUGUACUCAUACCGUCCGUCCCGAUAUCUGGUUUCUAUCAGUACUGUUACUUCUAAUAAAUGUUUAUUAAGUGAUUCGUGUUUUUCGAAUCGUUACUUUGUUCCCUUGUUAAAGUCUUAUUACCAUUCACAAGGUGCUACGUCGUACGUCCGGAACAUUCAAUAUCAAAGUGUAUUCAGCAGUUCCCCCACAAGUAUUGGGAAGUGUGUCGGUACUCAUGUAUACAGCUGAGUAGACUAUGACAUUGGGCGUAAAUAAAAAGUAUGGGGAAAUAUGUCGAUACUUAUGUAUAAAGCUGAGUAGACUAUAGCGUUGAGUAUUAUUGGAAAAGUAUUGGGAAUGUAUGCAGCUGAGUAGACUAUGGCAAUGGGUGUCAAUAAAAAGUAUUGGAAAGUAUGUCGGUAUUCAUUUAUGCAGCUGAGUUGACUAUGACAUUGAGUGUAAAUAAAAAAGUAUUGGGAAGUAUUUCGGUACCCAUGUAUACAGCUGA